This is a messenger RNA of Beta vulgaris subsp. vulgaris (sugar beet), 1893 nucleotides long. RefSeq lists its product as uncharacterized. The transcript has 6 exons. The record is from RefSeq and is a predicted model, not a curated record. The coding region runs from base 1 to 1893 and encodes 630 amino acids. Lineage: Eukaryota; Viridiplantae; Streptophyta; Magnoliopsida; Caryophyllales; Amaranthaceae.
AUGACUCCAGUUUUCCAAAGAGCUCCGUCCUUUGAAGCUAAGAAAUAUACGAAUGACUUAGGACUGAAUUAUGAAAAAAUCGAUGCUUGUGUCAAUCAUUGUGUGUUGUAUAGAAAACAAUAUGCAAAUGCAACAGAGUGCCCUAUAUGCCAUGAGUUGAGAUGCCAAAUAAGGGGAAAUGAUAUGAAUGACAAAAACUCUUGUUCUACAGAUGUUGAUGAGGAUUCUCAAAAGAAGAGUAGAGUUUCAAGAUUGGUUUUGAGGUACUUUCCAUUAACAGCAAGGCUUCAAAGGUUAUUCAUGUCAAGUAAGACCGCACGUCACAUGCGGUGGCACAAAAACAAGUGUUAUAAUGAUGACAUAAUAAGGCAUCCAAGGGAUUCAUUAACUUGGAAGAAGCUAGACGAUUCUUAUGGAAAAGAGAUGUUUCAUAUGCGUGCUUCAUUUUUAUGGACUAUCAAUGAUUUCCCGGCAUACGGCUAUUUGUCUGGAAAUCGCAGAUUCUUAGAGCCUGACCAUAGAUGGAGGCUUGAUACUAAGUCUUUCUAUGGGAAAACUGAACGAGGUCAACCACCUUCUCCUUUAACCGGGGAUGAUGUUUUAAAAGCCUUGCAUGGUAUUCCUAAUGUAGUGUUUGGUAAGAAGGAGGAUCUUAAAAGAAAGCGAGGGAGUAACUAUUUGGAUGGCCAGUGGAAGAAGAUUAGUAUUUUCUUUCGGCUUCCUUAUUGGAGUAAGCUUUUGCCAACCAAGGAAGGUGACAAGUACUCGAUUCUAAGAGCACCAUAUCAUUUGACUGCACAAGAGCGGAAACAAGUUCUUGAAAUCAUAUCAAAAGUCAAAGUACCCGAUGGCUAUUCAUCUAAUAUAGCCAGAUGUGCAAGCUUGAAAGAUCGUAAAGUUAUGAAUAUGAAGAGACAUGAUUGUCAUGUGUUUAUGCAAGACUUGUUAACACCUACAUUUUGUGGUGUUUUGCCUAAACAAGUUUUAGAGCCUUUGUCAGAGCUUAGUUCUUUUUUCAAACAACUAUGCUCUAAGUUUCUAACCAUUGAAGCCUUAGAGAAAUUGGAAAAAAAUAUUGCUGUGACACUUUGCAAGUUGGAAAAAACUUUUGUCCCUUCAAUUUUCACCAUCAUGAUGCAUCUUCUUGUUCAUUUGGCAAGUGAAGCUAAGCUUGCAAGCCCUCCAAAUGCGCACUAUGAAUCUGAUGUGCGUAAUAAAGCUAAACCUGAAGGAUCUAUCGCUGAAUCUUAUAUUCAACAAGAGUGUUUUAAUUUUGUCUCUAUGUAUUUGAGUAGAAUUCCGACAAAGUUUAAUGCCAAGGAAAGGAAUGACAUGGAAAUUGAGGAACGUAAAAUCUGGAAGCUUCAUGUUGAUGGAGAUGUAAGAGCAACACGAGAAAUGUUAUCUUUGUCAAGAGGCCCUACUAAAAAUGCUAGAAGCUACCAAGGGUAUUUUAUCAACGGAUACCGAUUUCACACUAAACAAAGCCAAAUAAAACGAAGGACUCAAAAUAGUGGGGUUGUUGUCAAGGGGGAUGAAGUGAGUGGGGAGAGAGAUUUCUUUGGUGUGUUGAAAGAAGUGCUAGAAUUAGAAUAUGAUGCCCCAUAUAAUGGUGGGAUGGAACCAAAAGUAGUGUUUUGUUUAGGUGUGAUUGCUGAAGUUGUUCUUGAAGAUGAUAUUGAUAAUGAUGAAAUACUUGGUCCAAAAACUGAUGUUCUUUCCGAUAUUGUGAGUGUGAGUGAAUACGAAGACUUAAAAGAUGAUGAGGAUGAAGCUUUCACAUCUGAAGAAGAGGAACCAGAGGAGGAGGAUUUUUUUGGAGAGACAAGUGAUGAAGAAGAAGAUGAAAUGCUUACGUUGGGAGAAGAUAGUGAUUCUGAUGAUUCUGAGUAG